Molecule: messenger RNA, 145 nt
Organism: Dentiscutata erythropus
Lineage: Eukaryota; Fungi; Glomeromycota; Glomeromycetes; Diversisporales; Gigasporaceae
Source: the annotation of a GenBank genome assembly
AUGAAGUUUGCUGAUAUAAGUAAUGCUGAUGAUACAAGUUCCAACAGUUAUGGAUAUGGGAAUGCUGGUAUUAUGAAUGGGCAUGAAAGUCAUGAUCAAUCGGUAUUAAGACUUCAAGAACGAAGUUAUUGGGGUUCUAGCUCAU